UGGUUCGAUUUCAGGCUGUAUCACAAAUGGCCAUGAUUGGGAGUCCCAUAGGGCGGCGCACAAUUGGCCCAGCGUUGUCUUGGUUAGGGUUUGGCCGGGGUAGGCAGUCAUUGUAAAUAAGAAUUUGUUCUUAACGGAAUUGCCUAGUUAAAUAAAUAUACAGUAUAUAGAUUUUAAAUACGUCCCUGUUAGCAUUUCUCCUUUGCCUUGUGCUGGGGACAAAAGGCCACUCUAAAAUGUGCAGUUUUAUCAUACAACACAUUGCCAGAAAUGUCUUAAGGGAGCGUGCAAUUGGAAUGCUGACUGCAGGAAUGUCCACCAGAGCUGUUGCCAUACAAUUUUGCCUUAAUUUCUCUACCAUAAGACGCCUCCAAUGACGUUUUAGAGAAUUUGUCAGUACGUCCAACCAGCCUCACAACCACAGACCACGUGUAACCACGCCAGCCCAGGACCUCCACAUCUGGCUUCACCUGUGGGAUCGUCUGAGACCAGCCAUCUGAUGAAAAUAAUUUAUGCACAAAUUGUCAGAAACCGUCUCAGGGAAGCUCAUCUGCAUGUUCGUCGUCCUCACCAGGGUCUUGACUGCAGUUCUGCAUCGUACCUGACUUCAGUGGGCAAAUGCUCACCUUCAAUGGCCAUUGGCACGCUGGAAAAGUGUGCUCUUCACAAAUGAAUCCCGGUUUAAACUACCGCGCAGACGGUGUGUAUGGCGUGUGGGCGAGCGGUUUGCUGAUGUCAACGUUGUGAACAGAGUGAUCCAUGGUGGCAGUGGGGUUAUGGUAUGGGAAGGCAUAAGCUACGGACAACGAACACAAUUCCAUUUUAUCGAUGGCAAUUUGAAUGCACAGAGAUACCGUGACGAGAUCCUGAGGCCCAUUGUCGUGCCAUUCAUCCCCCGCUGUCACCUCAUGUUUCAGCAUUAUAAUGCACGGCCUCAUGUCACAAGGAUCUGUAUACAAUUCCUGGAAGCUGAAAAUGUCCCAGUUCUUCGAUGGCCUACAUACUCACCAGACAUGUCACCCAUUGAGCAUGUUUGGGAUGCUCUGGAUCGACGUGUACGACAGCGUGUUCCAGUUCCCGCCAAUAUCCAGCAACUUCCCCCAGCCAUUGAAGAGGAGUGAGAUAACAUUCCACAGGUCACAAUCAACAGCCUGAUCAACUCUAUUUGAAGGAAAUGUGUCGCGUUGCAUGAGGCAAAUGGUGGUCAAACCAGUUACUGACUGUUUUUCUGAUCCUCGCCCCAGUCAUGUGAAAGCCAUAGAUUAGAAUUUAUUUAAAUUGACUGAUUUAUUUAUAUGAACUGUGACUAUGUAAAAUCUUUGAAAUUGUUGCAUGUUGUGUUUAUAUUUUUUGUUCAGUGUAUUUUCAACCAGAAACUAUAAGUAAAUAACACGGAUCAUAUUUUUUCCCACGCUUUUACAGCUGUUGUACAAUAUGAUAUAAGACACAGGCAAAACAGAAUUUUGACUGCGCUGGGCCUUUACAUUUCAAUUGCGCUACAGCGCAGAUCUUCAGCGCUACGGAUUGAAUCAAGACCUUACAAGAAACAAAAUAGUAAAAAGAUGCUAUUUAUUCAGGAUGUUCUGAAGAAAAACAGAUGGGAGAUUUACCAUUCUGGUAAAGUUCUAUGGAAAGUCUCUCAGAGACUAACUACCAGGAACAUGUCUGUGGGGGAAUAUAAUUUGUCCAGGAGUUUCUUAUUUGUGAGAUGAAAUGCAUCAUACGGUGUAAUUAAUGUUCAAGUGAUGUGAAGUCAUACAUUUUACUUUGAAAGUUGCUGUUGUGCUAGUACACUAUAUCUGGUACAUAUUCAAACUGGUGGUAUUAGGAGAGUGUGGCCAGUUCGAGAGAAAGCGGGAAGACAGGAGGGGUAGAAGAGUAGAUGAAAAUGAGAACAGAUUGAAUGGAGUUGUCCACUGUGGAUUUAGAGUUGUAUCAAUAGAUUAAAGAAGAGGGGAGCUUAAGGCUUGGUUGAGCACACUGACUUACUGACCAAGCGGUAUCACGAAGAGUGACAGCCACACACUCCACAUAGGUUAGUGUGAGGGUCAACACCCUGAAUCACUGACAUGCUAUCUGAUGGAGAGGAAGAGAGAGGGGAGAUGGGUAGAGGAAUAGGAGUCCAUUAAAUACUACCACAAUCCACACUCACUACAUGAAGAACUGAAGGUAAAGAGGAAAUAAGACAGGUUGAAGAAGGUGGGUCCAUUUUCUCUUUCAAAUGAUCCUUACUGUCUGAUGUCAAUGCUUAUGAACAUUUGAAGCAUUGACAUCAGAACACUUCUGACAUUAUUUGUUCUAAAGGAUUAACAGAUAAGCUAUUUUCUCCUGUAAUUGCUGACAUUUUCUAGUCCUGCUGGUCUUCCUAUCGUUUCGAUUUGUAUUCUCCCAUUCUUUGUCAUUCAGUUAUAUAAUUAGGGAUGUAAUCCAUCUCAAACUAUACCUGCCCUCUUGCACAAUAUACAUUUUCGUAAGUAUUCAGACCCUUUACUCAGUACUUUGUUGAAGCACCUUUGGCAGCGAUUACAGCCUCAAAUCUUCUUGGGUAUGACGCUACAAGCUUGGCACACCUGUAUAUGGGGAGUUUCUCCCAUUCUUCUCUGCAGAUCCUCUCAAGCUGUCAGGUUGGAUGGGGUGCGUCUCGGCACAGCUAUAUUCAAGUCUCUCCAGAGAUAUUCGAUCGGGUUCAAGUCCGGGCUCUGGUUGGGCCACUCAAGGAAAUGCCACCACCAUUCUUUACCGAAGGGAUGGUGCCAGGUUUCCUCCAGACGUGACGCUUGGCAUUCAGGCCAAAGAGUUCAAUCUUGGUUUCAUCAGACCAGAGAAUGUUGCUUCUCAGGGUCUGAGAGUCCUUUUAGUUGCCUUUUGGCAAACUCCAGGGACGCUGUCAUGUGCCUUUUACUGAGGAGUGGCUUCCGUCUGGCCACUACCAUAAAGGCCUGAAUGGUGGAGGGCUGCAGAGAUGGUUGUCCUUCUGGAAGGUUCUCCCAUCUCCACAGAGGAACUCUGGAGCUCUCUGAGUGACCAUCGGGUUCUUGGUCACCUCCCUGACCAAGGCCCUUCUCCCCCGAUUGCUCAUUUUGGCCGGGCGGCCAGCUCUAGUAAGAGUCUUGGUGGUUCAAAACUUUCUUCCAUUUAAGAACGUUGGAGGCCACUUUGUUCUUGGGGACCUUCAAUGCUGCAGACAUUUUUUGGUACCCUUCCCCAGAUCUGUGCCUCAACACAAUCCUGUCUUGGAGCUCUACGAACAAUUCCUUCGACCUCAUGGCUUGGUUCUUUCUCUACAUGCACUGUCAACUGUGGGACCUUAUAUACUGUAGACAGGUGUGUGCCUUUCCAAAUCAUGUCCAAUCAAUUGAAUUUACCACAGGUGGAUUCCAAUCAAGUUGUAGAAACAUCUCAAGGAUGAUCAAUUGGAACAGGAUGCACCUGAGCUCAAUUUCAAGUCUCAUAGCAAAGGGUCUGAAUACUUAUGUAAAUAAGGUAUUUCUGUUUUUUAUGUUUUAUAAAUUUGCGAACCUGUAUUCGCUUUGUCAUUUUGGGGUAUUUAAAUGGGGGGUUUUGCCUUUAUUUAACUAGGAAAGUCAGUUGAAAACAAAUUCUUAUUUACAAUAACGGCCUACCGGAGAACAGUGGGUGAACUGCCUUGUUCAGUGGCAGAACGACAGAUUUUUACCUUGUCAGCUUGGGGAUUCAACUACCUCAUCCCCAUAUUGUUAUUUAUUUUAUAAAAUGUUUUGCUCCUUUGCACCCCAGUAUCUCUACUUGCACAUUCAUCUUCUGCACAUCUAUCAUUCCAGUGUUUAAUUUCUAAAUUUUAAUUACUUCGCCACUACAGCCUAUUUAUUGCCUAAUCUUACCUCAUUUGCACACACUAUACAUAGAUUUUUUCUAGUGGGUUACUGACUGUACGUUUGUUUAUCCCAUGUGUAACUCUGUGUUGUUUGUGUCGCACUGCUUUUCUUUAUCUUGGCCAGGUCGCAGUUGUAAAUGAGAACUUGUUCUCAACUGGCCUACCUAGUGAAAUAUAUAUAUUUUUUUUAAUACAAAAAUGUUUUUUGAUCCAGCAACCUUUCGGUUAUUGGCCCAACACUCUAACCACUAGGCUACCUGCAUUUUAGAAUAAGGCUGUAAUGUAACAUGUGGGAAAAGUCAAGGGGUCUGAAUACUUUCCGAAUGCACUGUAAACAGAGUUUAUACUGUAUUUGGUAUUACACUUACUGGAGUCUCUCACAGGCUUUGAAAAAGCACCUACGAAUAAGCUACCAGUACGGAAAGUGCUGCUGGCUGCUGGUAAGCUUUCAGGACUCCGACAUAAGUGUUUCCCAACACAUGGUUAACCUUUGUUUAACGAGCUAAACAGCUGCUCUUAUUGAAAAUGUGUUUGGAGUUACCUUUGUAGCUAAUAGGCUAUGUUAGAGUUUACACUUCCUCUUCCAAUUAUGUGUGGAGGUCAAAAUAAAGUGGGGUGAGGGGUGUCCAAGCAAGGAAAGACAUUGGGGGAUUAGAUUGUUUUCUUUCAGUUGGGUUGUCAAUUCCUCUGAAUACUUUAUAUUUUCCGUAUGCUCUCUCUCAACUCUCUCUCAACUAUCUUAACAGAGAUCUGGAGUCGAGCCUCACAUUGCAGCCUUUGUCAACGUCCAUAUCUGAUUCCUGUCAUGUUUUUAUUUUAUUUUAUUUUUUUAUCCCAUUUUCUCCCCAAUUUUCGUGGUAUCCAAUCGCUAGUAAUUACUACCUUGUCUCAUCGCUACAACUCCCGUACGGGCUUGGGAGAGACGAAGGUCGAAAGCCAUGCGUCCUCCGAAGCACAACCCAACCAGCCGUACUGCUUCUUAACACAGCGCGCCUCCAACCCGGAAGCCAGCCGCACCAAUGUGUCGGAGGAAACACCGUGUACCUGGCCCCCUUGGCUGGCGUGCACUGCGCCCGGUCCGCCACAGGUGUCGCUGGAGCGCGAUGAGACAAGGAUAUCCCUACCGGCCAAACCCUCCCUAACCCGGACGACGCUAGGCCAAUUGUGCGUCGCCCCACGGACCUCCCGGUCCCGGCCGGCUGCGACAGAGCCUGGGCGCGAACCCAGAGACUCUGGUGGCGCAGUUAGCACUGCGAUGCAGUGCCCUAGACCACUGCGCCACCCGGGAGGCCCUUGAUUCCUGUCAUGUUAAGCGCUCUGACAGAGUCUCUGUGUCUGAAGUGGCCCCGUCUCCUUUUGUCAUUAUAUAGUAUAGACUGAGGGAGUGUUUGACCUGCUGUUGAAAAUACAACUUCUCUCUUUCUUCCUCUCUUCUCCCCCUCUCUAACACCUCCUCCCACCCCAGGUUCCCUCUCUCUCCCUUCAUCAUGUCGUUUCUGUCCAGGGUGCGGUCCCCCAAGCUCACCUUCUUCCAGACGCUAGUGUCUCUGGUCCUGGGGGCCAUGGCCCUCUUGUCGUCCUACUGGUGUGAGGGCAGUCAGAAGGUCCCCAAGCCCCUCUGCUCUGCCAAUAAACUGACCAAAUGCAUACCUGUGCCCGGGGUCUCGCAUAACUCCACCUCCAUCCAGUUCUCCUGGGAGACGGGGGAUGACCGCUUUGUCUUCCCUGCCUUCCAUGCAGGCAUGUGGAUGAGCUGUGAGGAGAACAUCUACACUGACGCCUGGGAGGAAAAGUGUCGCAGUUUUCUUUCUUUAACUCCAGGAGGUGAAAAAGGAAUGUUGUGGUUGUCGGUGUCAAUGGAGCUCAUGUAUGUUGGGCUGCUGUGUAUCAGCUGUGUGCUGCUGUCUCUUCAGUUGUGUCUGGAUGCCUUUUGGCCCUCACAGAUCUGGGGACAGCUCCUCAAUGCCUACUCUGCAGUCUUCACUAUAUUAGGAGGGUUACUGGGAAUGGUGGCUCACAUGAUGUUCAUGCAGGUGUUUCAGACUACUGCCUCUAUGGGUCCAGAGGACUUCAAACCACACAGCUAUGGCUACUCCUGGGGCUUUUAUGUGGCAUGGCUGGCCUUUACCUGCUGCAUGUUGUCAGGAGUCUCCACCCUCAACAACUACACCAAGAAGACUGUAAUGGAGCGGAGGCGCAAAGCCCGCCUGUACCCCCCUCGAUUCCCUGACAUAGAGCCCCUGCUACCCCCGGCCCCCUACUACUGCCCUCCGCCCCCUCACCCCUGCAUGUCCCCACCAUCUCCAGAACUCUCACCCCUGUCACCCUACUAUGACUCCCCUUCGCCACCCCCAACCUCAUCACCCCGUCCACUCACCCACUCCCUCUCCCUCCCCCACUGCUACACACUCCCCCACCCUGAAUACUUCCCACCUCCCCCGUCCCACCCUGCUCCCCUGUCCCCCUAUCACCGCCACUCCCUCCCCUCUCCCUCCAUCUCUCUGCCCCUCUCCAUCCACAGUUACACACCCCAGUACUACUCAGAGGACAGGGGCAGAGAGAUGGAGGAAGAGGGGAGGGAGUACUCAGAUGAGGAGUACAGCCCACUUUGACUGUAUGUGUGUGAUACUUACCUAUGAGCCAACAUGCAUUUGGAUUUUGACAGAGCAAAUCAGUGUGAAGUAGUCUGAAGCUCUCUGUCUACUUGCAUUCUGUCAAUAAA
Molecule: messenger RNA, 6575 nt
Organism: Salvelinus fontinalis (brook trout)
Lineage: Eukaryota; Metazoa; Chordata; Actinopteri; Salmoniformes; Salmonidae
Product: germ cell-specific gene 1-like protein
Exons: 5
Coding region: 5341-6465 (374 amino acids)
Cellular component (GO): plasma membrane
Source: RefSeq, a predicted model, not a curated record